Molecule: messenger RNA, 333 nt
Organism: Closterium sp. Naga37s-1
Lineage: Eukaryota; Viridiplantae; Streptophyta; Zygnematophyceae; Desmidiales; Closteriaceae
Source: the annotation of a GenBank genome assembly
AUGGUAGAACGGUCCGGUCAAACACCAAAGCGGGUGAAGCAGCUGCGUGCUAAGUGCAGACAAACGCCCCACCCAGGCGCCACCUUCCAGCCACCCUCCUUCCCCUCCACUCCCCCCUCCUUUUCCUCUCCCCUCCCUCUCCUGCCCCUUCCUCACUGCACAAAAGACCUGGAUUCGUUGUCAGGGGAAGGGGAAGAAAGAGGAGGAGGGGGGAGGGCUGAGAGGAGGGCGGCGGCAGAGGGGAAGAGGCCGAGGCUCUGGGCGACCGAAAAGGCGAUGUGGCGGGCAGAAGGAUGGGAGAGGAGCGAGGAAAGUGAGGAGGGAUGGCAGUAG